AUGUGCUCACAUGCUCAAUUGGUCUGCAAAGAUGACUCGAUAGAGAGAAACUUUCAGAUCAGAGCUUGGGUAUGUGUGUCUGACGAUUUUGAUAUCAGAAAGUUGUUGACUAACAUACUUGAGUCGGUUACAAACAGCAAGUGUGAUCAUUAUUCAAACAUUGCUGUCUUGAGUAAUAAACUUGAAAGAGAGUUAAGCAAUAAGAAGUAUUUAUUAGUACUAGAUGAUAUUUGGAGUGAAGAUCCAGAAGAAUGGGAUACUCUUAAAAGUUUGCUAAAUUCAGUGUUUGUUGGUCUAUCAUCAAGACCAAAGCAUUUUCUCCGGGGGGGAGCAUUAGAGACUCCAAAUAUGACAUGUAUAGGAGAGAUAAUUGCAAGAAAUUGUAGUGGUUUCCCACUUGCUGCGAAAGUUCUUGGCAAUGUUAUGCGCUUACAUAAAACUGAGACUGAUUGGCUUUCAAUCAGAGACCAUCAUAGUUUAAAGAUGGUUGAUGUGAAAAUGAAAAUAACAUCUAUGGCCGAAGGGUUCCUUGAUUCAUAUCAUGUAGGAAAUCAAAUAUCACUGGAAGAUGUUGGUGAUGAUUAUUUUCAUAGCUUACUGGCUAAUUCGUUUUUUCAAGAUGUGAAAAAGAAUAGGUUAGGUGACAUCGAAACAUGCAAGAUGCAUGACUUGGUACAUGAUCUUGCACUUAGUGUCAGCAGCAUUCAUGAUUUAAAGGUUGUGAGUUCUGGUGAAAUGGAAUCUUUUUCUGGAUUUCGUUGGUUGAAGAUAGUUUUAGACAAGCAAGAUUCAAAAUUAGUAUCAAACAUGUUAGGAAAAACAAAAACAUUGAGGUCCUUUUUUUCCCUUGAUCAAGAUAAUUUGGGAGAACAUUUAUCUUUGUAG
Molecule: messenger RNA, 885 nt
Organism: Papaver somniferum (opium poppy)
Lineage: Eukaryota; Viridiplantae; Streptophyta; Magnoliopsida; Ranunculales; Papaveraceae
Product: putative disease resistance protein RGA4
Exons: 3
Coding region: 1-885 (294 amino acids)
Biological process (GO): defense response to other organism
Molecular function (GO): ADP binding
Source: RefSeq, a predicted model, not a curated record